Messenger RNA from Microplitis demolitor, 5475 nucleotides. RefSeq lists its product as uncharacterized. Gene Ontology annotation, cellular component: cell periphery. The transcript has 15 exons. The record is from RefSeq and is a predicted model, not a curated record. Lineage: Eukaryota; Metazoa; Arthropoda; Insecta; Hymenoptera; Braconidae. Bases 860 to 4954 code for a protein of 1364 amino acids.
AUGAUAAUUAUAAUCAUUUUUUUGGAAAAAAAAUUAUUAAUAAUCUAGUGAUUUUUUUUUUUUAAUUUCGGCUUUAAAAAAAUCCCUACCUGUACUAAUUGGUACAGGAAUUAUGAUAUUUAAGCUGUAGCUUAUAAUUGUAUGACUGAAAUUUGUAAAUUCCUCUGAAUGUAUGAAAAUCUACUCUAUUGACUAUUUAUCACAGAUAUUGUUCGGCAAAUCAAUUUUUUAUCUGGACAAUGUCCAUACAGACAAGCUAGUGUACAUCAUAUGUACUGUAGAAUGUACGACCGAGUAAAGAAUGAUAGAGGGGGAAAUUACAGAACGAGAGAGGGUAAUUUCAGUGGGGUGCUUCCUGUGCCGGCUAGUACAGAAAAUAAUAUAUCGGGUAGGGGUUGCUUUCAGCCCCAGUGUUGUCGCGGCGCGCGCGUGAUUCAGACGCAUUCAAAUUAUACUCCGUCUGAAUUUUAAAAAUAAUUAAACUUUAGUCAUAAUUACCUCCAGCUAGAAGUAAUUUGAGAGGAAAUUUAAAAAUUUUUGAACAAUAAAAAAAAAGUGCAUGUGUGUCAGUUUAAGUUAUUGAGCAAUUUUUAUCGAACUUGAAUAGUAUUCCGUUUUGUUGCGGUAAAAAUACUAGGGUUGAAUAGGAUUUUGGUAAAAAAAAUAUUUGCCGUUGAAAUCAAGCCAACGAUAACAGCAUAAUUUUGGUUUUUUUUUAUCCGGGGAUGAUUAAACAAUCGGAGCAAUGUCAACAGCGCUGUUCGACGUAUCGCGAGCCGGGCAAGAAGUAAUAGUCAAAUUACGGAAGUGAAGGAAUAAGGUGCUCUUUCUGGAGCUAGUUACCGAUGAGUAAGUGGACAUGAAUUGGCCGUCCAAAUGGUCGCCGUUACGGAUUCUCAUUUUCAUUUUUCUCAAAUGUGGCACAAUGGAACCAAUAUUGGCGAUGGAAGACUCCUUCUUCUCAAGACUGGUAGUUGCAGCGUCUCACACAGCUCUAUCUGGGGAUUUGGCAGUGUUAAUUAUAAAUUUAUCAGCUCUAGACCACAUGAAAACCACCACGAGUACUACCACGACGCAAAUACCGGAAAUUUCAACAGUUGGCAAGACAAGUACGAGAACAAGGACGAAAAUUACAACGACAACGACAACAGAGGAGGCUGAUAUUAUUAUGGAGCAAGAAGAGGAAGACGAUAAUGAUGAUUAUGAUUCUUGGCAACCGCAACCCGAAUAUGAUCCUUUUGUUUUACGAGUCAUGCGCUUGGAUGGAUUUUCAUCAGAAUUAAUUGGUGAAGUACCAAUUGAGACUUCUACAUCAGUCGCUAAUAUUUCACUCUCAAUUCCCUGUGGGUUUUUUUCACGUGGCGGUGCAUACUCAUUACAAUUGCAGCGUAAAUCAGUACCACCAAGUGAUAAAUUUAUGGAUACAAAUGGUGUUCAGAUGAGGACAACGUUGGACGUGAGAUGGCCAACACCGUCGCUGACUUUAGAGCCCCAGCAUUUUAAUACCUAUCCAGACCAACCAGUUCUUGCGACACUCGAGUAUACAGGAGUGUCAUGCUCGCCCGCAAAAGGGAUACCCGAAGACAUGUACUCGCUCCAACUUAUCUACUGCGGUGCGAGUGUAUUGUCAUGUGAUCCGCGGAAUAAAACCAACAUACAGAUGCUUUAUUCAGAAGAGAUAACAGGAUUUCCAUUACAAAAAAUCCUAAACCUACGUUGUGAAUUUUUCGGCCUCGCUGGACACUAUGCUUUGAGAUUGAAACCGUCUGACGUUAAUUCAACAGCACCAACUACUAGUGCAUACAUUAAAGUAGAAGUUUCCAACCAGUAUGUAUUCAAUGUUCACGCUCGUUCAGUUUAUCCCUGUGACGGAAGUUCCGGAGGUCUGUCGGUCCUCUUCGAGUACCCAUCCUGUCGUCUUCAAGGUGACCGUGUACGUGUUUACGGUCGUCUGAGAGCUGACGUUGCCUCGCUAGCCCCACCUUCGACUCUUCACUACGUCGCUGAAUUAAAAGCACCACCUGGUAAACACACACUCACCUUUGACUGUGAAAUAUUUACUGAAAAAUUCGUCGAGUAUUGCUUCGUAUACGUCAGUCAAGCUAUCAACAGUGCUAUGGCUGAAGUUAGAGUCGAUUGCAUUCCCACGUUUCCCAUUCAAGACAGCGAUGCUGGUGGAUGGGGCGACUGGAGUCCAUGGGGACCUUGCAGCAGCACAUGUGUUGGCGGAGUCCGUAAUCGCUACAGAUUCUGCGACAGACCGCCACCGCGGUAUGGAGCUAAAUUUUGCCAAGGCAAAGCUGUAGAGUCAGAAGCUUGCGGUGGUGCCGGUGGGCUAGAUCUCGAAAGCACAUGGUCAGCUAGCGAGUGGGAGUGUAAACAUGGGCAAGGUCUUGCUGCUGAGAGACCGGAAGUUACUGCUGAGGUAGGCACCAAGUGUCGGUGUGGGUGUGUCGUAAAUUUGCGCAACGACACAAUCACGAGAAAAAUUUUAGCUGCAAGUACUCAGGCUUGCCCUGGGCGAUCAUUCUGGCUUAUUCAGACUGAGUCCGGGUCUGUUGUUAAACUUCACUUUGAUCAAACUAAAUUUCCAUGUUCCGGUCAGUAUGUCAGGGCACGAGAUGGCGAUUCUUUGAGUGCUGAGUUAUUGGCAGAUGUUGCCGUUGACAAAAAUGCACCAGAAUCGGGAACAGUUGUCUCGACGGGUCAGAGUUUACUUUUGGAAUUUUUCAGUGAUGAAAUUGUCGUUGCCAGGACCUCAUGUAGCGGCGGUUUUUUAGCACAUGCCUCUAUAUUGCUGAAAUCUCAACCAGAAAACGCAACAGAGGAUACCACGGUGGUGCUUAUUGGACCAAAAGUAAUGGCAGCAGCCGGAAGAUGGGCAUUAUGGUUUUCUCCCGCCCAUUUGGUAGCCGCUGCUCUACUGCUUCUCAUGUUUCUCGUUUCCAUAUUCUUAGCAUUGCAAUACGCUGUGAAAUACAGAAAAUACCAAGUCGCCGAGGAUCUGGAUAGUCUGACCGACAACUCGACAUGUAGUGGUUCAAUGCAAGGACUGGCACGUCGUGCAAGAGCGCUAUCUUCAGCAACUCUUAUCUCCGAAGUAGUAUCUCUUGUAAGAUUAACACGUAGAAGACCCUCAGGGCACGGGAGACUAGAAGAGACCUCUGCUGAUCUUGAAGACGGCUAUGAAAGUACUGAGACCCAAGCAGAUAUGGAAGAGGAAGCCAACGCAGAAACCGGUACUUUGAAGCACAAAGACCCCCCAGAAGACAUCAACGGCUCGCAAAAAACAAUCGUAGCCAGUGUUAAAAGUACACCUUCCCGUCGGUCUUCAUCUUCGAGCACACUGACUUCAAUAUCCGGCCAACCCGAGGUCAAGUACGCCCGUCCAGUUAAGCUUCGCACGGCCGGGCCGAUAAGUCCCGUGUCCGAGGAGGCAUCGAUUUCAGAAGACAGUAGACGUUGCAGCACUGAAAGUGGCUCAACCAGCGUCAAUAAUGGUUUUUCACCAGCAAGCACUUCAUCAAAUAUAUCAACACUGAGAUGCGGCAAAGAGACUAAGGAUCGUCGAAAUCGCGAGCGUCUUCUCCAAGGGCCCGGUUCAGAAUUUAGUUUAGUCAAUCCCGAUACAGAUCUUGAGUUAGAUUAUUAUGAUUACAAUGUUGUAAAUGCCGGUGCAGCUCCAGGUUCUUAUUUAGGUAUGGACCCAGCGUUUCUUGUUUGGAUACCGCCAUUGACGCCCGGUGAAACAGAAAUACUCGAAGCCAUUGAAGAGGAUCAUCAUUACGAAGAAAUACCCGAUCGUCGUGAAAAGGAGUCACGUAUUAUGGAUACCGAAGGAGCUGCCUUAACUCCUGCCGAGUAUCAAAGAGCCCGCAUCGCCAGACAAGACCAAAAAGACUCAGAUACUGAAAUUCUCGCGAGGAAAUACGAUCCCGGUGAGAGUAGACUUCAUGAUGAAAUAAUAAUGGAAUACCGGGCUAGAUUACACGAAGGUAUGCUACCGAUUCAUCGGAUUCUUGAGGAGUCAAGAGUCAGAGUAAGCGAGGAAUCCCUUGCGAGACAUUCACACGACGAUGCUCCUCACAUUGACAUUAUUCCCAACCGGCUGGUUACUGAAACUGAUAAACGUUUUUCUAAAGAUACCACCACGUCUGCUAUUGCUACUCCUGCUCUGGCUGCUAAUGCUGAUGCAAGUGGUACUGGCGGAGGAAGCGGGGGUAAAUUUACACCAAAAUCAAAUCGCGACCGCUUAAUUGAAGAACAAGAACGUUCGAGAAGCGCAAGCAUACCUAGAAAUAAUAGAUUAACUAAUGAUGAUGAUAAACGAAGAACACCGGCGUCUGUACGUAGCAGAUUGCAAGAGUAUAUUGAUAGUAGCGCUAAUCAAUCCAAAUACAAUCAAUUGUCUCCGGAGACUACGAGGAGUUGCGGAGAGUUAUCGAAAGACCAGAGAAAAAAAUACCACGAAACAAAUCAAUCACUAACGAUUAAGGAUAAUAAAAAUACUUUUAGUAAAAUAAAUAACGACCGUCACCGCGAGGUAUCAAAAAAUGAUGAAUCAAAAGAUGAUUUUAUUUUACCUAAACCAAAGACACCGCUGAUAAAUACCAGAAGGUAUAAAGAUUGCGCGGAUUUAAAUUUAGUUAUGGAAAGCAAAGGUAAAAUAUUAGGAAAUGUUGAAAAUAUACCGAUGAAAGAAUUUACGCGUAGUAGAAAUGAUUCACCGGCACGAGUUCAUAAAUCUAAAGAGACUGAUAAUGAUAUUAAUAAUAUUGUAUUAGUUGAAAAAAAAAUAUGUCAAAUACAGAGUCCAGAUUAUGGAGUCGAGAUGGAUAUUAGGGAUGAAAUUUCACGUGAUUCAAUUUAUGAUUUAAUUGGUGAAGAUGAGGGUGAAUUUAAAUUUGCUGAUGAUGAUGAGGACGAGUAUGUUGACAACAAAAUAACAGCAUAAUUAUUUUAUUUUAUUGGGAGUUAAUAAAAUUAACGAUAAAUAAAAUAAAUAUAAUUUUAUGUACAGAAUGUGAAUGAUAGAUUGUGAUUGAUGGUGAUAGAUUAUUAAAUCUAGCUGAAAGUACAAGUACUGGAUAAUGUGAUGAUGAUUGAUAGGAUGUCAAGUUUAAAGUUUAUCUGAAGAAUCGAUAUUAACCAUUUUAAAUAAAAUAAAUAAAUCGCCGAUGAUAAUUUUUGUAAUCUAUAUAAUCAAUUGCGCCUCAUUCGAUAAUCAUGUAGCGAAAAAAAAAAUUAAAUUUUAAAAUGUACAACAAUCAAAUAUUGGCUGUAAUAUAUAAAUGUAAAAAAUUUUUAAAUUUAUUUCAGUAGUCUAGAGUCUAGACUAAUUAAAUAAUGAGUCCAAUUAAUUAUAGAUCUUACUACAGGAUAUUUCAUAUCAACCUUGGGAGUGAUAUCCAAAAAAACUAUAAAAAAAUGCUACAAUUAUUUUAAUUAAUGAAAAAUAAAUAUGAUUAAAGUAUA